This is a messenger RNA of Malania oleifera, 2356 nucleotides long. RefSeq lists its product as uncharacterized. Gene Ontology annotation, molecular function: lipid binding. The record is from RefSeq and is a predicted model, not a curated record. The transcript is spliced from 6 exons. The coding region runs from base 837 to 2129 and encodes 430 amino acids. NCBI's taxonomy places the organism in Eukaryota, Viridiplantae, Streptophyta, Magnoliopsida, Santalales, Ximeniaceae.
GCGGAAUGGGUAUUCGGUGGCCGGAUUCUGAUUCUAGGGCAUUUUCCAAUCAAGGAGAUAAAUCAAGUACAAGGCGACUUAAAAUUCUUAUCCCUUUCUCAGUUUUGUAGUCUCCGACCAUUGUGGAUAACGAGAGCCCGACCACCACCACCACAAAACCAGUACUACCUAUAAUUUUCCGACGGACGGCGGUAACGCUAUCUGCUAAUUCAAGGCUGCCCUUAUAUAUACAGAAAAUCUACAUAUCUAAUUCUUCUUCUGUAGUUUAAUUUUGGAACUGGUACUCCCUUUCUCACGUUUCCCGGCAGCUUUGGCGGUGAUUAUUUUGGGGGCUGGAACUCGUGAAUGAAUGAGAGCAAAGCUCUUCGCAUCAAUUGCCCUGUUCUUUAAUUAAAAUUAAAAAGCCCUCUUCCUCUCCCCUCCCUCAUUUCUUUUUCUUCAUCGCAAUCACCAGACAUACCAUCAUCAUAAUCAUUUCUAUCUUCUUUGAACCGUUCUGUUUUGGACUUGUUACCAAAUUCAUUUCCUAUUCUCAUCUCAAAAAACCCUUUCGGAAAAUUGCCCUCCUCUAUUAGUUUUGCGUGUUUAAUAUUCUUAUCCUUUUCUAACUACUUGUUCUUUGUAUUCUGUUAUUUGUUUUCAUUACUUUUAGCGUGUAGGUUUUUAUCCCGUAUUUUUCAUGUAAAUUUCUGUUAUUAGCCACUAAAUUUAUCCCGUAUUCUUCAAUCCAAAACACCCAUUCGAAGAUUGUUCUCCUUUAUCAAUUUUGCAAUUAAAAUUACUUUUUGUUCUUUCGUGAAUUCUGGCUGCUGGUUUUUUUUCCCUGCUUCGGCCUUAUGGCUUCAAUUGAGGCUUUAUUUGAGAUAUGGCGAAGAGCGUCAAUUGGAAGAGUCCUUACAGACAUGGUGGUGUUGCUGGGACCCGUGGGGAUUGCAUUUCUUGUAGGGGUAGUUAUUGGAUGGAAAUGGAAGCCCAAAUGGGCAAGCGUAGGGAGAGACAAACUGGGUUGUGUUUUGGUGUCAAAAACUCCUUAUUCGCCAUCUAGUUUGAUUGCCUCCCCAUCGAAAAAGGGCUUCGGUUCGAUGUUUCGCUUGAAUUCAUUGAAGAUGCAGCCAGCAAGUUGCGGCUCUUGGGUGCUGGACAAUGAGGUACCACUGUCUCUGCCGCCACCUGAGAAUGCCAAUUGCAGCAUGUCGAAAUUGGAGGAAUCCUUCGUUGUGCCACAGACAGAUUUUGAACAUUUAUACCAUCUGGUUGAGUUGAAAGAUGGAGGCCCCACUUGGAUUCAAAUGAUGGAUCGGUCAACCCCAAAUAUGAGCUACCAAGCAUGGCGGAGAGAUCCUGAGAAUGGUCCUCCUCAAUAUCGUAGUCGAACCGUAUUUGAACAUGCCACACCUGAGCUGGUGAGGGACUUCUUUUGGGAUGAUGAGUUUCGUUCUAGGUGGGAUGACAUGCUUAUAUAUUCUGAAACAAUAGAAGAGUGUCCCACCACAGGAUCAAUGGUUGUCCACUGGAUACGUAAGUUUCCCUUUUUUUGUAGCGACAGAGAAUACAUAAUUGGUCGUCGAAUAUGGGAAUUAGGAAAUUCGUACUACUGUGUGACAAAGGGAGUACCGAGCCUCUCUGUCCCAAGGCGCAAGAACCCAAGACGUGUUGAUCUGUACUAUUCAAGUUGGUGCAUUCGAGCAGUGGAAUCAAAAAGAGGCAAUGGCCAAUGGACAGCAUGUGAAGUGCUUCUCUUUCAUCAUGAAGAAAUGGGCAUCCCCCGGGAAAUAGCGAAGCUUGGCGUGCGGCAGGGUAUGUGGGGAGCUGUGAAGAAAAUUGAACCCGGAUUACGUGCCUACCAGAAUGCAAGAGCAUCUGGUGCAACUCUCUCUCAGUCAGCAUCUCUUGCUCAGAUUAACACCAAAGUAAAUCCAGAGUGCCUCGUAUCCUUGGGAAGUGCGAAUGACUUCCGAGCGACCGAAAUAGUCACUCAACCCGAAAAUCCUCUUGGUAGUAAUAUACCAAAGUUCAUAGUUGUUGGUGGGGCAGUCCUGCUUGCUUGUAGUCUCGAUCAUGGCCUCUUGACCAAGGCAGUUAUAUUCGGCGUUGCCAGGAGGUUUGCAAAGAUAGGAAGAAGAUUGUAACUCGGAUGGGUGGGAGCUGAAUUGAAUAGAAAGGUAUUUUUCACAGAGUUUUAUGCUGUGGAACUGCUUUUGUAUUCUAGUUUUCUAGCCUCCCAUGCAAUUGGAGCAGCUCUAUUAUGAGCUCGUGUCGAUGACAUCUAUAUAUCCACAAAGAUUAAUACUUAAUACUUCUUGUUCUGUUUAAUGAUGUGAAGUGAGUCCAAUAAGAUUCAAGAGGAUAGAAGCAA